GAGUCAGAUUAGUUUGAUUUUAAAUUUAAAUCCAAUCGAUAAUUUAUAAUCAAUAUCGAUAUGAGCUCGGAAAUUGUCGAUGUUAUCGUUAACGAUUUUGCUCAGAGAGUAACAAAGUGACAUUGAACUGAAUUUAUAUAGGUGUGGAAGAAGAUUACGGUUGUUGGUAUUAUCGAACAUUCGUAUAUUUUACGUAAUAUUUGGCUAUUCUUAAUACUCCCCCACCCCCAUGUAACGCAAUUUUACAUGGUGGCUUCGCGCAAAUGUGACGUAUCGCUGAAUAGAAUAUUACGAAGUUUUGGCUAUAUGUUUCAUAGAACAGACAUUCAUUGUGAAAUUUGUAAAAUGAGCGAGGCAGAAAAACGAUCGAUUUUGUUGAAAAAAAAAACAACAAACGCUUCCACAAAUGAAAUUCCCCACACCAGCUGAUUAUCGAGUUACUUUUAAUUGCUGGUAAUUGACAUCAACACAGUUUUCUCUCAAACCCCAACUGGUAGAAAUAUAAUGGAGCUGUUACUAGAAGGUAAAAAACCUGACGGAAAAAUGCUUUCGCAGAUAACUCAUGUUUUGUGUGAUUGUUUAUUGGCCGUAUAUGGAGAGAGACCCUCAACGGAUCAUAAGGAAAUGAUAGCAAAAUCUCUUGUCAAAACGUAUCCUAUCUUAGGCUCGACUGUUUCCGAACAACCCUAUGCGUUGUGGUUUCAUAGACACGGUCGUGGCAGCGGUCGGCACGCAGGCAAAAUUCAUUACAGAAUGGAGCGUCUAGCCAAGCUGUCUUCCACAAGAGUUUUUCAUCGUCAUCGUAACAAGGAUGGUCUGCAAGAGUUAUAUGAAAUUGAACAUCUCGAUGAAGAUGUUGAAGUCAACAUAGAUGAUCUGGUUAAGGAACUGAAAUUUUCUGUUCCAACCGAUCAAACGAAAGGUUAUAUUAUAAGCCUAUGGAGACGUACUGCAAAAUUUCGACAGGAUUUGCGUAAAGAAGGAACACUUUUGAUGUUCAUGACUGAUUUCCCGGUAGCUUCAGCUUUUUGUGGUUUAUUGAUUUCCGAAGAUUAUCAGUUGAUGAAACCUGGAGCGUCUGCGUUCGUAGAAACUUGGGACAGUUUGCAAUUACGAGUACUGGAGCGUCAUCACGAGAUGUUUCGUUACAUUAAAAACAACUUCAUCAGAGCGGUAGCCAUAAUACGGGUAAAAAACCCAACUCGUGGAUCUAAACGUUUGCGGGAUCAGAAUGAAGAGGACUUUCUAAAGACUAAUCCCCUUCAUGGUGUGGUUCAAUGGAUCGAAGAUGGACAAACAAUGCCUGUUCCAGAAAUUCCACAAGUUAUCAUCGUUGGGCCAGAAUUCCACGAUGGCGAUUGCUCGGUGGUCUGGAAAGAUAUUGUAAUUCCGACAGGAGCAGACAUUUUGACUGCUUUCGAUAUUCUGUGCAAAGCAUUCAAUUAUUCAGCUUAAUGUAAGGAUUGCCGAGUGAUCGUUAAACUGUAUUACUGACGGUCAGCUUUUUUGCCGAGAGGUAGGUUAAAUUUGAGCCGAGAUGUUCGGCAUAAAAUCAAGUUUGUCAAAUUUGGGUCUACCGAAAUUUUCGGCAAAAAUAAAUUAAACCGAGAUGGCUGCCGAGCAGCCAGCUGUCCAAAUCUCGGCAUGCAUUUUGCCGAGAUUCG
Molecule: messenger RNA, 1664 nt
Organism: Wyeomyia smithii (pitcher-plant mosquito)
Lineage: Eukaryota; Metazoa; Arthropoda; Insecta; Diptera; Culicidae
Exons: 8
Coding region: 505-1455 (316 amino acids)
Source: RefSeq, a predicted model, not a curated record